Molecule: messenger RNA, 330 nt
Organism: Arctia plantaginis
Lineage: Eukaryota; Metazoa; Arthropoda; Insecta; Lepidoptera; Erebidae
Source: the annotation of a GenBank genome assembly
AUGAACAAAGAGGAAGAGCUACGAUGUCACCCUUCUCUGAGCGGGUCGAGUGAGCGUUCGACGGGCCGUGUGGGGCGAGCGGCCGGCGCCACAGCAGUAGCGAGCGACGCCGCACCCGGACCGCACCACCGUCGACCGCGCACUGAGCCAGCCGCGACGUCCACUCCGCGAUACAUUGCGAACCUGUUCCAAAAUCGAACCCCAAACAACGCACCUGGGGCAGGAGGUGGACAGGACACUGUAUUGUGCACAAGUGACCCCUAUUGGACGACCGUGACGACUGACCGGUACCUACCUGACCGCGUCAUGCAAAACGCCCUCGGAUGUUGA